CUCCUGGGCGAUCUUGGGCGGGCUGGCUGACGAGCACCGGCGAGCGGGCCGCCGGGCGGGAGGGCGGCCCUGAGGAGGGGGAGGAUGCCGCCGGCCGCGGGCGGAGGCCUGGCAGGGCCCGAGCCGCGUUCCCGGAGGGCCCGCAGUGCAGCUCAGGCCGCUCGGGCGGUGGGGGCAGAGGCCGCGACGCGAAGCCCCAAACGGCCCGCUCGGGGCUCGGGGCGCUUCCAGGGGGCCGGCCACUGGGCCCUGUUGGCCCUGGUGACGCUGCUGUCCUUCGCCACCCGCUUCCACCGACUGGAGGAGCCGCGGCACAUCUGUUGGGAUGAGACUCAUUUUGGAAAAAUGGGAAGCUACUACAUCAACCGCACCUUUUUCUUUGACGUGCACCCGCCCCUGGGAAAGAUGCUGAUUGGUCUCGCUGGCUACCUGAGUGGAUAUGAUGGCACCUUUCUGUUCCAGAAACCUGGCGACAAGUAUGAGCACCACAGCUACAUGGGAAUGAGAGGAUUCUGUGCCUUCCUCGGUUCUUGGCUGAUUCCUUUCGCCUACCUCACUGUGCUGGACCUGACCCAGUCGCUACCGGCAGCGCUGCUCACCGCUGCCCUCCUCACCUUUGACACGGGAUGUCUUACUCUGUCCCAGUACAUCCUCCUGGACCCUAUCCUGAUGUUCUUCAUCAUGGCUGCCGUGCUGAGCAUGGUCAAGUACAACUCCUGCGCUGACAGGCCCUUCUCUGCCCCCUGGUGGUUUUGGCUCAGCCUGACAGGCAUCAGUCUUGCUGGUGCGUUAGGGGUCAAGUUUGUUGGCCUCUUUAUCAUCCUUCAAGUGGGGCUGAACACCAUUGCAGACCUUUGGCACCUGUUUGGAGACCUCAGUAUUUCAUUGGUGACUCUGGGGAAACACCUGCUUGCCCGCGCCCUGUGCCUCAUAGUGCUGCCCCUGGCUCUCUACAUGGCCAUUUUUGCUGUGCACAUCACAGUGCUGAACAAAAGUGGUCCUGGUGAUGGUUUCUUCAGUUCUGCCUUCCAGGCUCGGCUAGAAGGAAAUAACCUGCACAAUGCUUCCAUCCCUGAGCACCUGGCCUACGGCUCUGUGAUCACCAUAAAGAACCUGAGGAUGGCCAUCGGCUAUCUGCACUCACACCCGCACCUGUACCCCGAGGGCGUCGGCGCCCGGCAGCAGCAGGUCACCACCUAUUUGCACAAGGACUACAACAACCUGUGGAUUAUCAAGAAACAUAAUAUGGACUCAGAUCCUCUAGACCCUUCGCUGCCAGUGGAGUUUGUGAGACAUGGAGACAUCAUUCGACUAGAGCACAAACAGACCUCUCGGAACUUGCACAGUCACUAUCAUGAGGCCCCCCUAACCCGGAAGCACUAUCAGGUCACUGGCUAUGGCAUAAAUGGGACAGGAGAUUCAAAUGACUUUUGGAGGAUAGAGGUUGUAAAUAGAAAACUUGGAAACCGAAUCAAGGUGCUGAGAAGUCAUAUUCGCCUCAUCCAUCUGGUCACAGGCUGUGCUCUGGGUUCAACGGGAAAGGUCCUGCCCAAGUGGGGCUGGGAGCAGUUGGAAGUUACUUGCACCCCAUACCUAAAAGAAACCCUCAGCUCCAUCUGGAAUGUGGAGGACCAUAUCAAUCCCAAAUUGCCAAAUAUAAGCCUGGAGGUGCUGCAGCCCAGUUUUCCUGAGAUUUUGCUGGAGUCCCACAUGGUCAUGAUCCGGGGGAACAAUGGCCUCAAGCCCAAGGACAAUGAGCUCACGUCUAAGCCCUGGCACUGGCCUAUCAACUACCAGGGUCUGCGUUUCUCAGGAGCCAAUGACACAGACUUCCGUGUCUAUCUGCUAGGCAACCCGGUGAUUUGGUGGCUGAACCUGCUGAGCAUUGCCAUGUACCUCCUCUCGGGAAGUGUGCUUGCCAUGGUCAUGAAGAGAGGGGUGCAGCUGCCAGUGGAGGUUGAAGGGUUGUCCCGGGUCCUGCUGCGAGGAGGUGGCCAGGUCCUGCUUGGCUGGGGGCUCCAUUACUUCCCAUUCUUCCUGAUGGGCCGGAUCCUCUACUUCCACCACUACUUCCCAGCCAUGCUCUUCUCCACCAUGUUGACAGGCAUCCUGUGGGACACCCUCCUACGGCUCUGUGCCUGGCGCAUAGCCAAGGGCAUCCAUGCAGUGGGAAUCCUGAGCCUGCUCCUGGGGACUGUCUACAGCUUCUACCUCUUCCACCCUUUGGCUUAUGGGAUGGUUGGUCCUCUAGCCCAGGACCCCCAAAGUCCAAUGGCAGGACUAAGGUGGCUAGAAUCAUGGGACUUUUGAGGCCACUGUAAGGAUACCAGCCUGGCUCCAGACACUGCCCUGGGACCAGACCAUGGACCCUUCUAGCUGUGGAUGAAGCUACCUGAGGAGCCUGGAGAAUUCUGCUUCCCACCAGGACCAGGCUCUGGGAGCAAACCCGGAUGGAGCCCAGCACUGGGGAGGCACAACGCCUGUCUGCAGCACCUGCAGGGGGCAGCAGCAUCUCUCAGCCCACCUGGCUGAGAGGGUUGACUGGGCCCCACGCCAAGGGGCCUGGCGACUGCCGCUGGCAAGCUGCAUAAACUCGAAAGCCCAGGACUAA
Molecule: messenger RNA, 2611 nt
Organism: Ochotona curzoniae (black-lipped pika)
Lineage: Eukaryota; Metazoa; Chordata; Mammalia; Lagomorpha; Ochotonidae
Gene: POMT2
Product: protein O-mannosyltransferase 2
Exons: 21
Coding region: 85-2310 (741 amino acids)
Biological process (GO): protein O-linked glycosylation via mannose
Cellular component (GO): endoplasmic reticulum; membrane
Molecular function (GO): dolichyl-phosphate-mannose-protein mannosyltransferase activity
Source: RefSeq, a predicted model, not a curated record